Cuscuta campestris is the source of this 1167-nucleotide messenger RNA. The record is from the annotation of a GenBank genome assembly. Lineage: Eukaryota; Viridiplantae; Streptophyta; Magnoliopsida; Solanales; Convolvulaceae.
ACCACCCCCCCACAAACCAAACCAUCCAAAGAAUUAUUAUUGAACUCUUCUUCUUAAUUCUCAUCAUCAAUCCAAUUAAUAAAAGAGUGUAAUUUCAUUCAUUCAUUAAGAUGGAAAGCAACGGCGGCGGCGAGAAGGCGGUGGUGGCCAUCCCGACGAUCGACCUGCAAGACUUUCCGGCGCAGUUGAGAAAGCUGAGAGAGGCGUGCGAGGAGUGGGGGUGCUGCAGGAUCGUGAACUUCGACCACGUCUUGUCGAAAUCUCUGCUGCCAGACAUGAAAGACGUGGUCAAGUCUCUGUUUGAUCUCCCGCAGGAGAUCAAGGCGAGGAACAAGCAUGUCCUCCCAGGGAGUGGGUAUACCACCCCAUCUCUUAGGCACCCAAACUAUGAAGCCCUUGGGAUCUAUGACAUGAGCUCUCUCCAUGAUGUUGAGGCCUUUUGUGAUGCCUUGGAUGUCUCACCUCACCAAAGGGAGACAAUAGUGAAUUAUGCCAAAGGAGCGCAUGCAUUGAUAAUGGAGAUUAUUGACAAACUAUGUGAAGCCUUGGGUGUGAAAGGGGAACAAGAUUUUAAAGAUUGGUGUUGCCACAUGAGGAUAAACAAGUACCAUUUUACCCCCGAGACCAUAGGCGGGCCCGGGGUGCUGACACACACAGACUCCGCGUUUCUCACCGUGCUCCAGGAUGAUGAAUGCGUCGGGGGGCUUGACGUCAUCACCAAAUCCGGUGAACUUGUGGCCGUUGAUCCCUUGCCCGGUAGCAUCGUCCUUAAUCUCGGAGACAUGGCCAAUCUUUGGAGCAAUGGGAGAUUGUGGUCGGUGAGGCACAGGGUGGUGUGCAAGGAAGCAAGUGUGCGGUUUUCAAUAGCGUCGUUCAUUCUGGGUCCCAAAAAAGAGGCUUUCGUGGAGCCGCCACCGGAGCUGGUGACUCCCGAUCACCCACGGCAGUAUGUUCCGGCGAGCUAUGAAAGCCUGAGGAAGCUGAGGAUAGAUAACAACAUGCAUGAGGGUGAGGUUCUUGGGCUUGUGCGAGUUGAUCACGUUCAUGCUGCUGCUGCUGAUGCUGAUGAACCAGCUCAAAACUAGCUAGCUUAUUAUCAUCAGGGCUUUUAUAUAUUUUGGAAAUUAUUUUAUUUUCAUAUACAUGUAAUAAGCUUUGCUUGAUAAU